UAAGCUUUAAAAAAGCUUCAAACUUUCUCUGAUUUUCAACAACCCCAUUUUCAAACCAACCAAGAUUUUCCAUUUCAAUGGCGAAAAACCAUCUGGGUCUCUCUCAAUUCCCUCAUUCUUCAUCAAUGGACCACUCUUCAUCUUCUACAUCCAUCAUCACUAGUUCUACACCCUUCUUAGAAACUCCAAAACAUCCUUCACCUAAACCACACAAAAAAACCAUAGUAACAACCUUAAGGGAAGCUGCAAACUUCACUUCCUCUUCCUUCAAAGAAGAUACCUAUUUUGUUUCCAGCCUCAAAUCCUCGGAGAAGAAAGCAUUACAAGAGUUGAAGAAGAAGCUCUCAGCUUCAAAGGAAAUCAACAAAAGCAAUGCUUCCAUGUGGGGUGUUUCCUUGAUCAAUGGCCAUGAUGCUGCUUCUGCUGAUGUGAUUCUCUUGAAGUUUCUUAGAGCUAGAGACUUUAGAGUCAGUGAUGCUUACACCAUGCUUGUGAGGUGUCUUGCAUGGAGAAAAGAGUUUGGUGCUGAGAAUAUUCUCGAUGAGGAACUGGGAUUCAAGGAGCUUGAAGAUGUUGUGACUUACACUCAUGGUUAUGAUAGAAAAGGACAUCCUGUGUGUUACAAUCAUUAUGUUGUGUUUAAGGAUAAGGAUUUGUAUGAGAGGAUUUUUGGUGAUGGAGAGAAGCUGAAGAGGUUUUUGAGAUGGAGGGUUCAGGUUCUUGAGAGAGGAAUCAAGCUCUUGGAUUUUAAGCCUGGUGGUGUUAACUCUUUGAUUCAGGUUACUGAUCUUAAGGACAUGCCUAGGAAAGAACUUAGGACUGUUUCUAAUGAGAUUCUCACAUUGUUUCAAGAUAAUUAUCCUGAAAUGGUUGCUCAUAAGAUAUUCAUCAAUGUGCCAUGGUAUUUUAGCAUGUUGUAUGCAAUUUACUGUCCAUUUCUGACUCAAAGAACUAAGAGCAAGUUUGUGAUAUCUAAGGAAGGAAAUGCAACAGAAACACUCUACAAAUUCAUAAGGCCUGAGAAUAUUCCUGUACAAUAUGGAGGAUUGAGUCGACCUAGUGAUUUUCGAAAUGGUCCUCCAAAACCAGCUUCUGAGUUCACUGUUAAAGGUGGAGAGAAAGUGAACAUACAAAUAGAAGGAAUUGAGAGUGGUGCAACAAUCAAGUGGGAGAUUGUGGUUGGAGGCUGGGAAGUACAAUACAGUGCUGAAUUUGUGCCAAAUGCAGAAAGAAGCUACACUAUAGCAGUUGAUAAGGCAAGGAAAGUUGAAGCAUCAGAGGAAGUAAUUGAGAGUUCAUUUACAUCAAAAGAAGGGGGCAUAAUAGUACUCACAGUUGAUAACUCUGGUUCAAGGAAGAAAAAAGUUGGUGCUUAUCGGUAUGUUGUCCCCAAAUGCAACAACAAUAAUACAGCUUCUGAUAAUAUGCAAUUAAUUGUGUAUGAGUAAAGAAGGAAAAGUAAUUAGCUUUGGCGUAUUGAGAUGAGUUUUGUCAGAGGGUAUUGUCAUUAUUGACAUGUGUAUGUGUGUGUGAAAGUACGAGUGAAAUGAGUGGAUAUAGACAAUGGUUAUUGGUUAUUGGAGUUACAUGCUCUUGAAGGAUUUUGAUUUGAUGUAUGUUGCAUGUAGUCAUGCAGAUAAUAAUCCAAUGGUUACGAUGGUUCUUUUGUUUUAAUUGUAAUUUUAUUUCUUUAGAAAAAUAAAGUGAUGACAUGUUAGA
Vicia villosa (hairy vetch) is the source of this 1719-nucleotide messenger RNA. RefSeq names its product patellin-6-like. Gene Ontology annotation, molecular function: lipid binding. The coding region runs from base 78 to 1448 and encodes 456 amino acids. The record is from RefSeq and is a predicted model, not a curated record. The transcript is spliced from 4 exons. Lineage: Eukaryota; Viridiplantae; Streptophyta; Magnoliopsida; Fabales; Fabaceae.